UCGGCUGCUCCUCCUCCCCACUGCAAACCCCCUCUCCUCCCGCCGCCGUCAUAAACCCACCAAAGCUCCCCCCUUUCGACCGCGCCGCCUCUCACUCCGGCCUCCGCCGCUCCACCUCCCUUUCCCUCCGCUCCGCCGGCCUCUCCCAGCCUCGCUCGCUCCGCCGUUUGGGUUUCCCCACCGGCGGGGGACAAGAUGAGCGACGACGUGAUAUGGCACUGCAUCCGCCACAACCACUGCAGCUUCAUGGCCAAGAUCGAGACGGGGAUAUUCUGCCGGAACCCCUACAACGCCACCGGCAUAUGCAACCGGAGCUCCUGCCCGCUCGCCAACAGCCGCUACGCCACCAUCCGGGACCACGACGGUGUUUUCUACUUAUACAUGAAAACUGCUGAAAGAGCUCACAUGCCAAACAAAUUAUGGGAGAGAGUCAAACUACCCAGGAAUUAUGAGAAAGCAAUGGAAAUCAUCAACAAGCACCUCGAAUUCUGGCCCAAGCUACUUGUGCACAAGAUCAAACAGCGCCUGACAAAAAUGACUCAGUAUCGGAUAAGAAUGAGGAGACUUCAACUUAAAGUGAGAGAGAAGAUAAUGACAGUCCCGAGGAAGAAAACUCAGCGCGAUCUCCGAAGAUUGGAGAAAGCUGAAAAGGCUGCUCAACUAGAUAAGAGUAUUGAAAGUGAACUAAAGGAGCGUCUGAGAAAGGGUGUCUAUGGUGAAAUUUAUAAUUUCCCCUUCAAGCAGUUUGAUACUAUCCUUGACAUGGAAAAAGAUGAGUUGGCUCCUGAGAUAGAAGAGGAAGAAGAAGGCGAGAUAGAGUAUGUUGAAGGUGAUGAUAUCGAGAUGGGUGACAUGGAUGAUAUGGAAGAUUUUGAAGGCUUUGGUGAUGAAGAUGAUGAUGGAGAUGAAGAUGAUAUGGAAGAGCCAGUAACAAAGAAACCCAAGCGAUCAGACUCUGAUUCAAGUUCAAAGAUUGGGCGGAAAUCUAGGAAGGUUAUCACCGAGGUGGAAGAAGACGAGGACAGGGGUAGCAGGCAAAGGACGCGGAUGUGAUUCUCCAGGCACGGCUUCAGUAACAUGCUUGGUGUCGAUGAUACUUUAGAUAAUUUUGCCUGUCUUUCUCAUGAUAAUCUGUAGAAUUCAUAUGUUGGUUAUUUUGCGGCGAAUAUGGAAACUGACAUGAACGAUGACUUGAAACAAUGUUGUACCUGGAGCAGUGUUGAGUGUCUCUGAUCACGAUCAGAACCGGUUUUGUGCGAAGCUGCAGCGAAAUGUAAACUGUUAAGGAUAAGUUGUGUAAUGGGGUGUUUUUGAAUUUA
This is a messenger RNA of Hordeum vulgare subsp. vulgare (domesticated barley), 1319 nucleotides long. Its product is annotated as protein MAK16 homolog. The coding region runs from base 196 to 1053 and encodes 285 amino acids. Gene Ontology annotation, biological process: maturation of 5.8S rRNA; maturation of LSU-rRNA. The record is from RefSeq and is a predicted model, not a curated record. The transcript is spliced from 9 exons. Lineage: Eukaryota; Viridiplantae; Streptophyta; Magnoliopsida; Poales; Poaceae. Gene Ontology annotation, cellular component: preribosome, large subunit precursor; nucleolus.